AUCUGCUCAGCGGUACGGUGUUUCGGGACCCUCUGGGCCUCUUGUCCUCCUCCUCCAGAGACCCAUCUUUCCAACUUGGCUUUUUGCUUGAACCCUGCCAGGUUGCUCGCCCGACAUCUUAAGCUUGUUGAGCCCGCCCAGGGCCCUUCAAGACCAAUCAUCCGGAGACUGCCGCGCAGCCGGACGUCAUGCCGGAUCCUACACUAG
Molecule: messenger RNA, 207 nt
Organism: Colletotrichum paranaense
Lineage: Eukaryota; Fungi; Ascomycota; Sordariomycetes; Glomerellales; Glomerellaceae
Exons: 1
Source: RefSeq, a predicted model, not a curated record